Theobroma umbraticum is the source of this 681-nucleotide messenger RNA. RefSeq names its product LOB domain-containing protein 33-like. The record is from RefSeq and is a predicted model, not a curated record. Gene Ontology annotation, biological process: hormone-mediated signaling pathway; positive regulation of DNA-templated transcription. Lineage: Eukaryota; Viridiplantae; Streptophyta; Magnoliopsida; Malvales; Malvaceae. Gene Ontology annotation, cellular component: nucleus.
AUGACAGGGCUUGGCUCUUCAUGUGGAGCUUGCAAAUUCCUGAGGAGAAAGUGCACGAGCGAAUGCGUUUUUGCACCUUACUUUUGUUAUGAUGAGGCUGCAAGUCACUUUGCGGCAGUGCACAAGGUGUUUGGUGCUAGCAAUGUUUCCAAGCUAUUGUUACACCUACCGAUGCAUAAUCGAAGUGAUGCUGCUGUCACUAUAUCUUAUGAAGCACUGGCUCGGAUGCGGGACCCCAUAUACGGUUGUGUUGCUCAUAUCUUUGCACUUCAACAACAGGUUGCCAACCUACAAGAGGAGAUAGAAAUUCUCAUCAACCAAAUCGCCAAUCAUGCUGCUGAUCAGGUUCCCAGCUGCGGAAAUACUCAAGCAGCUACUUACCCGGAUGGUAAGAUACAGUUUGCUUCCCUGCAUGAAACAAUGAGCACAGUCUACUAUCAAGAUGAACAAGCUGCACUGCCCGACCAUCCAGGACUUUUAACUGGAAAUCAAAUACUCGAUGCUCAAUUGUGUGAACCACUACCUCCUUCAUACGAAUGGGAAGACCAGAACUUUCCCUGUAACUUCUACCAAAACCCUCCAGAAAUAAACUUGGAAGGAGUGGAAUCAGGAAUUCUCAUAGAUUAUCCAUGCAUGGGAAGCAGUGUUACCACUACAAACUGGGAAGGUCCAAGCUGGUAG